Messenger RNA from Phytophthora sojae, 1233 nucleotides. RefSeq lists its product as hypothetical. The record is from RefSeq and is a predicted model, not a curated record. Gene Ontology annotation, molecular function: DNA binding. Lineage: Eukaryota; Oomycota; Peronosporomycetes; Peronosporales; Peronosporaceae. The transcript has a single exon. The coding region runs from base 1 to 1233 and encodes 410 amino acids.
AUGGCCUCCGCCGCCGUGCUCAAGAGCGCACGAUCGCACCCCAAGCUUCUGUCGCUCCAGCACGUGGACGACGCCUUCCUCUGCGGCGGCGACGCGCCCAUGACCCCGCUGGGCAACGACGCGCCGCUCUUCGCCGCCACCGUGUCCCCGCGCGACCCCGCCGCCAAGCUGGCCGCCGCCUCGGCCUCGCCCAGCAGUAGUAAGUCGCACCAGCAAGGCCCCGCCUUCGCCAGCCACCGCGUGUGCAUCCCCUCGUCCGCCUCCAGCGACGACGCCUCGGAUGACGAAGACGAUGAGACCGAGGACGUCUCGCGCGCCGCCGGCUCCAGCAGCAAGCCCGUCAAGGGCAACACCGGCCGCUGGACCGAGGCCGAGCACAAGCUCUUCCUGCAGGGCCUCGAGACCUUCCCCUACCGCGCCUGGAAGAAGAUCGCGACCCUCAUCAAGACGCGCACUGUCGUGCAGAUCCGCACCCACGCCCAGAAGUACUACCAGAAGCUGGAGAAGGAGGAGGCGCGCCUCAAGGAGCGCGAAGCGCAGGACCGCGCGGUCAUCGCGGCCGGCGCAGCGCCCCCCUCGCCCUCCACCCCCACCAGCCCCGCCUCGCAGAAGAAGAAGAUGCACCUCAUGCGCAAGCGCAAGUGCUCGAUGCUCGACAUGGACACGGAGACCGACAGCGAUGCCGCUGUGCUGCCCAGCGUCCCCAAGCGUCUCGCGCGCGAGCAGCCCCUGGCUGCGCACAUGUCCCCCAAGCAGAAGGUGUCUUCGCUCUCGGGCAAUAAGGUCUUCUUCGGCAACCCCAUGGACGCGCGCUUCAUGUUCGGUCGGAACAUCAAGAGCCACGCCGUCAUGCAACCCCCGCACCAGCUGCCGCUCGACUUUGCUGACGCGGCCGCCGAAGCCAUGAUUCUCGACUUCGCCGAGGACAAGACCCUGGCCGACUACUCGCUCGACUGCGCGGACCAGACGCUGUCGUCUAUCGACAACGACGACCUGCUGCAGCUCACGGAGGAGGAACUCGAGUGGUUCUCGAGCACGGAGCAGCCUGCCGCCACGACCGAGACCAAGGUUGAGGCUGCUGCCAGCCCGGACUCCGAGCCCUUCUCGGAGCUGGACACCGCUGCCCUGGGCGGCGACAACUUUGCCGCGGAGCUGUGCCUCGACGACGACGACUUUGUGCUGGACCCGGAGAAAUUCCUGUCGAGCUACUUCGCCCCGAACGAGCAGGCAUGA